GCUAUAAGAGAAGGCAGCGAAGAGGAGAGAGGAGGGGAGAGACGGAGGAGCAAGAGCCGGAGGAGGUGGGCGUGAGCAGCCUGGGCUAAGCCAGCCAAGCAAGGAAGCAAAGAAGGAAGGAAGGAAGGAGGUGUGGAGGGCACCCCAGAGGCUGGGAGCCCCUUCCUUCACCCACACACCCGUCCAUUCAUUCUCUGCUCCGUCUCUCUUCCUUUUUUCCUAUCCCAAGGGCCGGACAUCAAAGAGCGAGAGAAGGCGUGAUGCUGAGCACAGAGGAGCCCCCAGCCUGGCACUGACACCCACUGCCCGCCCGCUCUACGCCUUUUCUUCGCAGAGGUGGGAAGCAAAGGAGGGCUCUCCGCUCGCCGGUCCGCCCGUCUGUCUGGCGUCUGCCCAGCCAAGAAGGUGCCACAGGCGCUUCUGUCAAUUUGCCAGCGAGAGACUGAGCGGCUUCCAGAGACUGAGUUAAAAGGGGGGCGUGGACCAGGCGGAAAGCGCUCGCCGGCAAAGCAGAGGGGAUUGCUUCUGCGUCGCGCCGGAUCCCUCCUCCGGCGGCAAACGAUGAGAAAAUAACCCUCGGUUUGGGGUGAGAAGAAGAACGAGGAAGCCACUCGAGGAACAGACGGCGGGAGAAAAGAGCGCCGUAGGCAGAAUGGUCCAGCAAAGGAGCGUGAGGAACCGGAGCACGGACACCAAGCGGGAGGUGUGCCCCAAAGACCCCUUGCUCCUGAAGGAUGCCAAAGGAGAGCCCGGGUGGUGCAAGACUCCCAGCGGGCACAUCAAGCGCCCCAUGAACGCCUUCAUGGUCUGGUCCCAGAACGAGCGGCGGAAGAUCAUGGACCAGUGGCCGGACAUGCACAACGCCGAGAUCUCCAAGCGCCUCGGCCGGCGCUGGCAACUCCUCCAGGACUCGGAGAAGAUCCCGUUCGUCAAGGAGGCAGAGCGCCUGCGACUGAAGCACAUGGCCGACUAUCCCGACUACAAGUACCGGCCCCGGAAGAAAGGGAAGCUGGGGAAUGGCAAGUCCCGCCCGAGGGUCCCUGUCAAGAUCAAGCCCUCUGUCCUGGGCCGGGUGGCCUCCGCCCGAAGGCAGUCACCAAAGCCAGAUGCCGGGGCUGGCGGCCAGGUGGGACGGUCGACGCCCGAGCUGGAAGACGACGAUGACGACCCCCUGGAGGUGCGGCUCCUGGAGACCUCUUUGGACGACAGCCCGAAAUUGCCUGGCAAGGAGUUCUGGCACGUGUUGCCUGCUGUCGGUGAGAAAGCAGGGUGGGCGUCCAACUCCGGAGAGCUAAAAGACCAUGACACUGCCGGGUUGGCCAAGCCCUUCUUGGACGAGGCGAGGUCCUCCGAGAUCUCAUCCCCAGCAUCCACCCGGUCGCCUCCGUCUUCCUUCGCCUCUUCGGACGAAGAGCUGGAAGAAGAGCUCUUGAGUUUCCUGCCCAGCCGAGCCCAGCCUAGCGUGGUGGUGCCCUGUGGGACCCCGGACUGGUCCGUCUUCGACAAAGACCUUGACCUCUUCCCCUUGGGGACCGCCUCUCACUUUGAGUUCCCGGACUAUUGCACCCCGGAGGUGACUGAGAUGAUUGCCGGGGACUGGCUGAUGUCCAGUAUCUCGGACUUGGUCUUUACAUACUGAGCAGCCACCAGGUAACUCUCAUUUUCUCCGCAAUCAGGUUAUAUAUCAAAAGAAAGAAAAAAGAAUCCCAGCUGUUUACAUGCAGGAAUCAGGUAUUCUCCAUUUUCCCCGCUUGCCUUGGCUGCAUUCAAAGGCAAGCUUUCUUUCCAUCAGCCCAUCCCCCUGUUCAGCACACACCCACUUUGCCGGCGUCUGCUGCCGGCUUGGCUUGCCGCGGUGGGGCUUGGGCAUCUCGUCGCCUCUCUCGGCUCCAAACCCCACGGAGAAGGGAGGCAGAGAGGUCCUGGCAGUGUCUAUUUGACCAUGAAAUGUGACUGUCUAAUCAGGUUUUUCAUUGCAAACCUCUCCAGCCAUUUCCCCUGCCACACACCCACACACCCGCCACGGCUCCCCCUCUUCCUCUCGUCCUUGCAGCUGCUUCCCAGCUCCGCCGCCAUCCAUGGCUGAGAGAGACCCCCUCCCUCUCUGCCCCAAGCCCACCGCCUUCCCUGUCUUCUGCCCACGUCCCCUUCUCUCAGCUCCCCCUGCUCCUUCUUCACACCUUCUCUGGCUGGCCGGCCGUCCGUCCAUCCGGUGGCUCUGGUUCCCGGUACCAUUUCCACGCUUCUCUUUGGACAGUCUUCCAUUUAUUAUUUCUAUUCCCCACUCACACACCCUUCUUCCUUUCUCCUCCAUUCGAAAUGGCUCCCAGGGAAAGGCAGAAAGGGGGAAAAGCUCUCCUGUUGCACGGCGUCCCGUUUCGGAGAUGAUGCCAAGGGCCAUUUUGCAGCAGUGCCCGUCUCCAGCACCCGGGGUGGGUAGGGCUUCCGGGUCCUCGUUGCGCGAGACUUUUCGUGUGUCGCCGUGAUGCACGGAAGUCUCAUUCCAGGAGCCAGGAAGGGUUCGCUUUUGGGGAGAGCGAAGGCAAAGUUGCGCACACGUGGUGCGCACGUGGAUCCGAGGAGGCACGGCACGCAGGCGCCUCUCUCUUUUCUUUUCUCGUUCGUGGCAGCUUUGCCUUGCCUCCCCAAAAGGAAUUCCCUUGUUUAUGUUUACCUCUUUCUUUGCCAGAGGUGUGCCAUCGGCAGAAGUCAUGGGCCGCCUUCCUUUUGCAAGAUUGCAUUGGAAGGGAGAGAGGAGAAAUAGCACCACUUGUCAUUUCAUUGGCAUUAUCUACCUGCCACUCCCUCUUGUGCCCUGUCCUAUUUUCCUUGAUUGAAAAAUUGAGGGUUUCCCUGAAGAGGUCCUGGCUCAGGAAGCCCAGCCUCGCCUGGCCCACACCUGGAAAUGAGUGAACAUGACUCCCAUCCCUCUUGGAAGGCUGUGACUUUCACUGAAGGUCAAAUCAGUGAAAGGUUUGCAGCGAAACCUUGAGGAUAGGAGACAUCCCCAUGGCUGGCUCGCAGCUCCCUUUCCAUCCGCUCUUGCCAUCCAGAGAGAAGGCAGAUGCUACGCGGUGCCAGCGGGCACUGUUCCCGUGUGGCGGCAGGCUUGUUGCCGGAUGGGAGAUGGUGGCACCGUCUGCGCACCAGUUUGCGGAGCACCGUUUGCUGGAAAGAGAGGUAAGGGGCUGCAUCUAGACAAGCGAGGGUCCCUUCUUCCCAUCUCCUCUCAUGGGAGAUGCUUCCCUUGAGUCCUGCCUCUUUGGUCCAGAGGCACAGAGUACCAAAAGGCAGGUUCCCCCAAAAGUGGCAUCUCUCAGGAGUUUAGAGGGUGGCCAGAAGGUGGCAUUCACCGACUGUAUUUUUGGCUAGAUUUCUCCUGGAGAGGCUGGGAAGGGCUUGGCACAUAGGAAGAGUUUCAAACCAGAUUCACAUUCUAUGGUUUCCCCAGAAGCCCUGGGAAUUGUAGUUUUCCAGCCUUUGGCACAUCUCAAAGGGCCAUUCCCAGGUUCUUUGCAGGAAACCAAGAAAACAAAAACUGAUGUUGAAAUGUAUAUUACCCUUCAGAGGCAUUUUAGAUCAGAUGUUAUGCUGCGUUUGUUGUCUUUAUUCUAAAUCAACAAAAUGCCAAAGGACCAAAAACAGAACUUUUCCGUCAAAUGUGCAUUCUGGCCACAAAACAUUUGCAAAUGGUUUAAAGAGUGGAAGGUUUAUGAAAACCCAUUUUGGAUCUCAUAUUUUGACACUAGUUGCGCAGA
Messenger RNA from Anolis sagrei ordinatus, 3758 nucleotides. It is a transcript of the gene SOX12, whose product is annotated as SRY-box transcription factor 12. Gene Ontology annotation, molecular function: RNA polymerase II cis-regulatory region sequence-specific DNA binding; DNA-binding transcription factor activity, RNA polymerase II-specific. NCBI's taxonomy places the organism in Eukaryota, Metazoa, Chordata, Lepidosauria, Squamata, Anolidae. The record is from RefSeq and is a predicted model, not a curated record. Gene Ontology annotation, biological process: cell differentiation; positive regulation of transcription by RNA polymerase II; anatomical structure morphogenesis.